GGCAGACGGAGAAUCUAGUAGCUCGAAGGAACGACGAAAAUCCGAUGACAACCAGCAAGGGUGGAAACGAGAUUUCAGAGUGCUUUUUGGAGAAAUAAAGCCUCGUCGUGCCUCAAAUAGUGUCGUAAACCACACUUUGAUCAAACUUGCCGAAUUCAUGAAAGAAUCACUAGAUUAA
Messenger RNA from Paraglomus occultum, 178 nucleotides. Lineage: Eukaryota; Fungi; Glomeromycota; Glomeromycetes; Paraglomerales; Paraglomeraceae. The record is from the annotation of a GenBank genome assembly.